Aspergillus affinis is the source of this 537-nucleotide messenger RNA. RefSeq lists its product as uncharacterized. The record is from RefSeq and is a predicted model, not a curated record. Lineage: Eukaryota; Fungi; Ascomycota; Eurotiomycetes; Eurotiales; Aspergillaceae. The coding region runs from base 1 to 537 and encodes 178 amino acids. The transcript has a single exon.
AUGAGUGAUCAGCACCCUCGUCUCUCGCAGGAAGGAGUGCCUCUGUCUUAUACCACGACCUCCAACACAAUCACCUCUGCUUCCUCUCCUCCACCCAAAAAACACAAACUCUCUCUCAGCGCCAGCGGCAAAUUCUUCCCCUCGCGUUCGUUCUCUCGCUCACGCGCUCGCUCAGAAUCUCCCACUCCAACAGAUCUGUCUCUCGACGUCCCUCGAUCAAGGACUCGUCAUCGCGCCGGAACUCUCGAUAUUCCGCGCAGUCAUCCCCCUACUGAAUACUCUGCUCGACGAUCCACCAGUCCUCGCCCAAUGUCUCCCUCCGUGAGCCAGGACCCGUCCGUGACCGCCCAGAAGCGCGUCUCCGGAUCAUCAGACACCUACUCCCCGCGUCGCAGCGGCGACGAUUAUCGUCGCUACAGCGGCACCGUCAAUCAUUACGGUCGUCACUCCAACGAUUGGCUGUUCGGUGGCUUCAGCUUGAGGGACACCGUUCGCGAUGGUGUCGAGAAGCUGCGCGGGUUUAGCGAUAAGAGUUGA